Messenger RNA from Fusarium coffeatum, 2283 nucleotides. RefSeq lists its product as uncharacterized. NCBI's taxonomy places the organism in Eukaryota, Fungi, Ascomycota, Sordariomycetes, Hypocreales, Nectriaceae. The transcript is spliced from 2 exons. Bases 1 to 2283 code for a protein of 760 amino acids. The record is from RefSeq and is a predicted model, not a curated record.
AUGCCUCCAAUACCACCACGCAAGCCAAUCAACUCUUCUGUUCCAGCUACAUAUCAAUCCCCUCCUCAACCUUCACUCCCAUCGUCUUCCUCAGGACCUUACAUGCAGAGACCAUCAGCUUCAGCUUCAGGACCAUGGCUGGGCCCAGAUCCAAGAUCUUCCUCUACUCAAUCUCUCCUCCCAGAUGACUCUCUAGACAACAACUACACACCCAACGGUGAUUUUCUGGGUCGUCGAAAACUGCUUAUCAUUUAUAUUCAUGGAUUCCUGGGUAAUGACCAGUCAUUUCGAUCAUUCCCUGCUCAUGUCCAUGCCCUCUUGGCCAAUCUUCUUGCCGACUCCCAUGUUAUUCACUCCAAGAUUUAUCCACGCUACAAGACUUAUCGUUCUGUAGACGUUGCUCGAGAUAACUUCAGUGAGUGGCUUCGUCCUCAUGAGUCGCCCACCACGGACGUCAUUCUAGUUGGGCACUCUAUGGGCGGUAUCUUGGCUGCUGAUAUUGUCCUUAUGCCCAACCCAGAUCCGCAAGGCGCUUACCCUUUGAAGCACAGAAUCAUUGGCCAUGUAUCUCUGGAUUGCCCGUUCAUCGGCCUCCAUCCAGGCAUCGUUGUGUCUGGUAUAUCGAGCUUAUUCAAGCCAGCACCUACACCACCCCAGGAUGACAGUCAAGAGAGUGCCAGUGGUGCGCCUCCUUACAGCCCCGAGACCUUAAGCCUAGCAGACCCCAGUGUCUCCUCGCUACAACUGAUCAACUCUCAGAGCUCUGGUCUCGGGUCAUCAACCAGCCUUCCCUCAGUAGCAUCCUCAUCUCGGCCUCCACGAGAUCCUCUCCAAAACCAGCCCUUCUUCAACCAACCGUUCUUCAACGAUUCGGCCCUGCAAGAACGUCCCUUUGUUCAAAGGAUGGUCCAUUUCGCCAACAAGUAUCGUAACGAGAAUCUCAUCCAAGCUGCUGCCAGACAUAUCUUCUCAUACCUUGAGUUUGGUAGCUGUCUUGCUGAUCCUGCAGGACUUGAAGCACGAUACCGCAAUAUUCGUGCUCUUGAGGACAUUGAUGAUCUUCAGUCAGGAGACAUAAAGCCAGCAUCGUCACGACGCAUGGCCAGGGUACGAUUUGUCAACUAUUACACUCUAUGUACAGGGCGCCCUAAAACACCAAAAGGGACCCCCAAGGUGGGCAGCCCUUCAGUCGAAAAAGAGAACACAAAUUCUCUUGAAGCAAGCCUUGAUCGGCCGCAAAGCUCGGCAUCCUCUUCGUCUGUGGAGUCAGAAUUUUCGCCAAAUAAGGUGAACGCCAGGGACGCCAGCCCGAUGCCGAGCAUCACUUUAGAACAUCGUGAUACGAUGGGCAACUCGAGAGAUCAUAAAACAUUACUUGAUGCAGAUGCUCAGACUUUGAACGCCCGGGCAUCAGAUACUACAAUCAAGCGCAAUUCGUUUGGCGAAGACGAAUCAGUUGCCUCUGACAUGAAUCGACUGUCAAUGCACAGCAUAGAGCCAACCCCUAUCGAGGAGGACAUCGCUUCUCCCCCACCUCAAGAAACUGCUGCUACAACUCAAGAUCAAAAUCCUAUUGCUUCUGUAGAAUCAAAUAAUGCAGAACCCCAGAAAGUAGAUGCUGAUCUUCCUCCUCUGCCUGACGCCCCUACAGCCCCUGAACUCCCUGAUCCGAGUGUAUAUACCGACAAGGAUGAGCGCAAGCAAGUCGAGCGCGAGGUUAAGCGUCUCCGUCGUGCCCACGAGAACGCCGUUAAAGACCACGCCAAAGCCGUAAAAGAGCGUGAGAAGCUUGUCGAGAAGCGGCAGAAGCGUAUCCAGAAGGAGUCAGAAAAGGCAAUCAAGGAAGCUGCUCGGCAAGAGAAGGAAGCAUUGAAGGAGUCUCAGCGGAAAGAGAAAGAGGCUGAGAAGGAGCAGCAGCGCCGGGCUUCUGAACGCGAGAAGCAGGCUCAGAAGGAGCUAGAAGACGAUGAAGAUUAUCAGCAGUUCAAAGUAGAGGAAGAAGAAAGCCAACGAACAGCAGAAGCCGAAGCUGUCGCGGAGGCCCGCAAUAACAAGCCACGAAAGCUGCGCAAGUUUUGCAACUUGCCUACUAAAGGCGGCAGGGUUGAGGACCCCACAUGGGUCGAUAUAUACAUGGCCGACGUGGAUGAGGUUGGUGCACAUUGCGGCCUGUUCUUCUCAGGGCCGCAUUACGAGAAGUUGGUUGGCGAUGUCGGUAACCGAAUCGUGGGUUGGGUGCAGGACGAUCUAACGAAGAGGGCGAUUCAGGAUAUGGGUGUGUGA